Messenger RNA from Benincasa hispida (wax gourd), 2763 nucleotides. Its product is annotated as CDPK-related kinase 5-like. Gene Ontology annotation, molecular function: ATP binding; calcium ion binding; protein kinase activity. Gene Ontology annotation, biological process: protein phosphorylation. Lineage: Eukaryota; Viridiplantae; Streptophyta; Magnoliopsida; Cucurbitales; Cucurbitaceae. The record is from RefSeq and is a predicted model, not a curated record.
GAAUAUAAAGCCAUGGAUUUAUUCAAUGUCACGUUAUUCAAUGUUUGAUCUUACUUUAAAUUAAAUUUAAUUGUUUCCUUUAAUUCAAUUGAAUUUGGGUGGAAAUAGGAAAGGUGAAGGUGGGGAGAAGGAAAGGCAUCGUCGUUUGGGGUUUGUGAUUUGGAUCUCCUAUCUCUCUGGCAGCUUAAGAGAGAUAACUAAGACUUCGAUUUCUAUAUUUAGAUUUCCGUUUCUUCAGGAAGUGAGGAUUAUAGUUUCGAAUUUGGUUUUCAAUCUGCAUUAUCUUAUCUCACGCUUUGUGCUACAAAUCCAGUGUUUGAUUUCCGGCGUUUUAGGGCCCUAAAUCCAUGGGUGUUUGUGUUUCCAAACCCUCCACCACGACCGUCGUCGCUGUUCCGGAGAUUCAAGAUGCUCCGCCGCUGUCGGAGCCACUUCCGCCCUCAGUCGAUAGCGGAAACCGUAGCAAUGCGACGAGGGAGGAAGAGAAAAUUCAUUUCGAGUUGGAAGUUCCUAAGAAGUCGCCCUACUUCCCUCUUUUCAGUCCAAGUCCCGCUCACUAUCUCUCCUCGAAAAAGUCUCCGUUGAGAUCUCCGGCGAAUGUGAGCUCCAAUUCCACGCCCAAGCGGUUCUUUAGGAAGCCAUUUCCUCCACCAUCCCCUGCAAAACAUAUCAUGGCUGUACUGGCGAGACGGCACGGCUCAGUGAAGCCGAAUGAGGCAUCGAUUCCAGAGGGGAAUGAGAUUGAAGGACCUGGUCUAGACAAGAGCUUCGGAUUCUCCAAGCAUUUUAGGAACAAGUAUGAGCUUGGAGAAGAGGUUGGGAAGGGGCAUUUUGGCCACACAUGCAGAGCGACCGUCAAGAAAGGGGAACUUAAAGGGAAACAAGUUGCUGUGAAAGUCAUCCCCAAAGCGAAGAUGACCACUGCCAUUGCCAUUGAGGAUGUAAGAAGGGAAGUGAAGAUAUUGAAAGCUCUGAGUGGACACAAAAAUUUAGUACAUUUUUAUGAUGCAUAUGAAGAUCAUGACAAUGUCUAUAUAGUAAUGGGAUUAUGUGAGGGAGGAGAGCUCUUGGAUAGAAUACUCUCCAGAGGUGGGAAAUAUACAGAGGAUGACGCAAAAUCAGUCUUGAUACAAAUACUCAACGUGGCUGCAUUUUGCCACCUCCAAGGGGUGGUGCACCGGGACCUUAAGCCUGAGAACUUUCUAUAUACGUCAAAAGAUGAAAGUUCACAAUUGAAGGCUAUAGAUUUUGGCUUAUCGGAUUUUGUUAAACCAGAUGAGAGGCUCAAUGACAUUGUUGGCAGUGCUUAUUAUGUAGCUCCUGAAGUUCUACGUAGAUCUUAUGGCACUGAGGCUGACGUCUGGAGUAUCGGUGUUAUUGCAUAUAUUCUGCUUUGUGGCAGCCGACCAUUCUGGGCUAGGACUGAGUCUGGCAUUUUUAAGGCUGUCUUGAAAGCUGAUCCAAGUUUUGACGAUCCACCUUGGCCAUCGUUAUCAUCUGAAUCUAGAGAUCUUGUUAAGGGCCUUCUGAAUAAAGACCCAGAGAAAAGAAUGACUGCUGCUCAAGCUCUAAGUCAUCCUUGGUUUAAAGAUUCUAAAGAAGUGAAAAUUCCUCUUGAUGUACGUUUGCUUAAGCUUAUGAGAGUUUAUAUGUGUUCAUCGUCUCUCAGAAAAGCUGCUCUAAAGGCACUGUCAAAGACAUUGUCUAUAGAUGAACAAAGCUAUUUUAAAAUUCAGUUCGCACUUCUGGAACCAAACAAAAAUGGUACCAUAAGCUUGGAAAACAUAAAAGAGACUCUGAUGAAAAAUGGAACAGAGGCAAUGAAGGAAUCGCGAAUUAUGGACUUUUUAGCAUCGCUCAACGCAUUGCAAUUCAGAAGGAUGGACUUUGAGGAGUUCUGUGCAGCUACACUUAGUGUCCGUCAACUAGAGGACUUCAGUCACUGGGAACAACUUGCUCGCAGUGCCUAUGAACAUUUUGAGAAAGAUGGAAACAGGGCAAUCAUGAUUGAGGAACUAGCUUCGGAACUUGGUCUGAGCCCUUCGGUCCCUGUUCACGCGGUUCUUCAAGAUUGGAUCAGACCUACUGAUGGGAAGCUGAGCUUCCUUGGGUUUGUCAAACUAUUACAUGGGUCAUCAAGCAGGAUUGGUAGACGUUGAUAAUAGGUCGUAUUCAAAGUAGGGAUCUCAAAACUACUGAUUACUCUCUGCCUUGGUUAAGCGCAGAAUGAGAGGUGGCGAAAAGAUUUGGUGUGCCCCCCAAUUCCAUAAACUUUCAUCGGAGCUGCCAGCGUUGCCGAUCUCGGCAAGAUUGUUCAUCUUCAAGCAGCAGCAGAAGCAGCAGAGACUGCAAAUCUCUCAACUACUCUCACAUCCAUAUGAUAAUGGAGGUGAAGCCUAGGCUAGGCGUUUAUAGGUUCCACUGUUGUACAGGUGUUGUAAAAUAUGUUAAGUUUCAGGUGAUUAGAAGAUUAUAUUACAGCAGUUCUGACGAAAUGUCGAUUCAUCAAGAAACCAUCUUGUUCAAUUCUCUCUUCUUUACACGGUUAUUCACUAGAGCUUCCUCCUAUGAAUGCAGCAGCUGAAAAGGAUCAUAAUUCUAAUUCGUCAUUGAAGUUCCCUUUGGUAUAUUCUUAUUAGUAUAUAAAUAGAGAGUUGGAAGAGAAAAAAGGAAAAAAGAAAGAUGAAUCAGUGGAUGUGUGUGUUUGUGUGAGAAAGGAAAAGGCUAAAUAAAUUAAAUCAUGUCUCUAGAUUUUGAUUACUA